GGUUCCGCCGCGCGGCUCCCGCAGCGCGUUCCGGGCCGGUGGCCGUUAGCGGAGAGCCGGAGAGAGAUGGCGCUGCCGAGCCCGUGGCGCUGCCCCUGGCGCUGGCAGUGAUGCUGACCUGCCUGGCGCAGGGAUCGCUGCUGGGAGCGGUGCUGGGCGCGGGGGGUGCCUGGUGUGCGGUGCGGUCCCGCCCGCCCGCCAGGCGCCCUCCGGCCCGGCGCUCUCCGGCGCGGUUCCUGCCCCCCCGGCGCCCUCCCCCACUGCUCCUGCCCCCCUACAGGCCCAGCCUCAUCGCCCGGUUCCCGCCCCCUUGGCUCCAGGUCUACUACCGCCUGAGGGCCAAAAGGGCCGGUAACUGUGGUCUGGCCGCAGGCGCCGGCCUCAGUGUCAGCACCCUAUCCCGCGGCAACUGCCUUGGAGCCCCGCUGCAGACCGUGCGCCGCCAGGACCCGCUGCCGCCGCGCCGGAGCCCUGGAACGGUUUUCCCGACGGAGAAGUGGAUGCAUAUGAGGAUGUCCCCACAGCCCAUCGCAGGAUCCUGCUUUGAUGUGCCUCUUGGGAAAGGAAGGCAAUGGGAGGUGCGGAACCCAAGGAGUUUCGCACCAGGAACACCGAAGAGGGCUGUGCAGACCGAGGAAGCUGUCGAGAGGCCUGAGCAGAAGAGGCAGGAGCGCCCGAGCCCACCACCAUCACCGGGAAACGGAAGGCCACGCAAGAGGAGCAUCUGCCUGCUGGUGCCUUGGGAUAAUGAACCACUGGUGCUGCCCCCUGCGCCUGACCCGGGCUACCCCAUCACGCCGGAGAUCAUCGAGGAGGAGAGGAAGGCAGCACAAGAGCGCUUGCGUCGGCUCUUGGGGCAUAAGUCUGAUGUGGUCCCCAGCACCGGUGGGGAAGAUGUGUCCCUGGGCACAGCCACCGCCCAGGGCUCCUCUGGCACCAGCCAUACAGAGGCAGCGUUUUCGAGCACGCCGUCGGAUGUUUCUGGGCUGGCCGCUUCCACCACCAACGGCCAUAUGCACAUCAGCCAGCCCAGAAGCAGGAGCCCGCCCGUGUUAGGAGGAACUCCUGCGCCCUUCUUUGGCCAGCGCCCCUCAGACCUUGGAAGAGUCAUUGCUUCCUCUGGCAGAGAGGGAGUUGGUUCGUCCACCCGCGCCUCGUGCACCCCGGCAGGAACCAGGACCCAGGGAAGUCGCAAGCGGCAAAAGGAGGAGGACCGCUCCGAUGCCAAGUGGCCGUUUGGACCUCCAGCAGCAAAACGUCGGCAGCUGUGACACCUGUUGAAGAUUUUAUUGUUCUAUGUUUGUUCUUGAGUUGUUCUAAUAUUCUUGUUCUACUGUUGUUCUUUUGUUGUUACAAUGUAGUUCUUUUGUUGUGACAAUGUAGUUCUUUUGUUGUGACAAUGUAGUUCUUUUGCUGUUAUAAUAUAGUUCUACUAUUGUUUUUACAAACAUUUUAAUGUGUUUUAGUAUUUUUUAACUGCCAAUAUCCAAUUCCCACCCCCCCCACCGCAUCCCCCCAUCCCCUCUUUAUAUGUCCCCGCUUAAAAUAAAGAGUCUGUGUUCA
Molecule: messenger RNA, 1563 nt
Organism: Strigops habroptila (Kakapo)
Lineage: Eukaryota; Metazoa; Chordata; Aves; Psittaciformes; Psittacidae
Product: nuclear envelope pore membrane protein POM 121-like
Exons: 10
Coding region: 111-1271 (386 amino acids)
Source: RefSeq, a predicted model, not a curated record